This is a messenger RNA of Aphanomyces invadans, 3683 nucleotides long. RefSeq lists its product as hypothetical. The transcript is spliced from 2 exons. NCBI's taxonomy places the organism in Eukaryota, Oomycota, Saprolegniomycetes, Saprolegniales, Verrucalvaceae. The coding region runs from base 1 to 3534 and encodes 1177 amino acids. The record is from RefSeq and is a predicted model, not a curated record. Gene Ontology annotation, cellular component: cytoplasm. Gene Ontology annotation, molecular function: catalytic activity; phosphopantetheine binding. Gene Ontology annotation, biological process: secondary metabolite biosynthetic process; amino acid activation for nonribosomal peptide biosynthetic process.
AUGGGUCCGCUGAUCAGCACGGUGCCCUGCCGCGUCCGCUUCGACGACGCGUCGACGUUGUCGUCGCAGCUCAAGUGUGUGUUGACGGACCGCGUGGCGACGAUGGAGCACUCGCACGCGAGCCUGACGGAUGUCAAGCGAUGGAGCGGCAUCGAGGGCGACUUGUUCGACACGUUGCUUGUGUAUCAAAGCGUUGAGGAUUCGCAUGCGUCCGUUGCCAUCGACGAUUUUGUUGAAAUGUCCUCAGUGUCGGACGGAAAGGGGUCGACGGAAUUUUCCGUCGAGAUGGUUGUUGAACCAUCAGAGUUCGUCUUGACUGUCACUGCUUUCUUCAACAAUUCACGCAUUUCACGAUGGCAGACGUCGUCCAUUCUGCUCGAGUUCGAGCACUCUCUGUGUCAAGCCGUCGAUGCCUUAUCAUGUGACUGUUCCAGCGAGGUAUUGUGGUGUCUUCGCCCAUUUGAAGUCGAGAUUAUCGAGGACUCGAGCUCUGGGUCGGUUGUCCCUCUGCCGUUCGAGUUGUUACACCACGAAUUUGAACAGCGUGCGACAAGGCACCCAGACUAUCGCGCGAUCGAGUUCGAAGACAAGGCAUUGUCGUAUGGCGAACUGAAUGCGCAGGCGAACGCGCUUGCUUGGGAUCUUGCUGCCUUAGGUGUAUGUGUCGGAUCUUGUGUUGCUGUGAUCAUGGAGCGCUGUCUGGAGUUUCCAGUUGGUUUGCUGGCGGUGCUUAAAGUUGGCGGUACAAUGCUUCCAUUGGAUGCAGACUUUCCUCCCAGUCGUCUGCUAUACAUGCUGCGAGACUCGAAUGCUUGCGCUGUUGUUACGACGGAAACGUGUCGAAAUCGCAUUGAAAUCUUGAAAACCGGCUUGCCUGUGGUGUUUCUGCCACCUACGAAGGUACUCAUGGCUGGCCAGGUUUUUCAGCCAAAGAAGGAACAUUUGGCAACACGACACAACGAAGCGUACAUUGUGUACACGUCUGGAUCAACUGGACAGCCAAAAGGCGUACCUGUGUUGCACGUCGGCGCCGUAAACGUCGUGCAAGGUGCCUCGGCAACCGCAAUUGGAUAUGUCGAAGGCGCCCGAGUGUAUCAGUUCUUGGCGAUUGGGUUUGACGGAUUUCAGUUUGACUUGUGGAAGACCUUGUCCCAUGGUGCAACGUUGGUGCUACGAAGCCCCAACGGCUUCGACGCGAUGAAAACAGUCGACGUCAUGCUGUGCACCCCCACAGCGUUGGGUCAAUUGGGCGACCCAACUCAAUACCCAAACUUGAAGGUGGUUUGUGUUGGUGGCGAAAGCUGUCCGCUGCCGCUUGUAAAGGUGUGGUCGCGCCACGUUAAGCUCCUGAACUUGUACGGGCCAUCGGAAUGCGCCAUCGUGACACAUUUUGGACAACUUCAUCCCGACAAACCAGUCACGAUUGGCAAACCCAUUGACAACGUGAGCUGCUAUAUCUUGGAUGCCAAACUUCGCCGUGUGCCCGUUGGAGUUGCGGGCGAAAUGUACCUUGGCGGCAUGUGUGUCUCCCGUGGCUACAUCAAUUUACCCGCGCAAUCCAAGCAUGCAUUCAUCCAAGACCCAAUCUCGGGCAAUGGUUUGAUGUAUCGAACUGGUGACGUUGGUCGACUGCUCUUGAAUGGAGACUUUGAAAUCUUGGGACGGCGCGACAGUCAGGUUAAAUUGAAGGGAUACCGUGUCGAGCUGGAUGAAGUUGCCGAAGCCAUAAUGCGGUUUGACGAAGUUUCGAUGGCCACUGCCGUUGUGAAGGACAAAACGCACCUGGUAGCGUAUUUCGCUCCAGCGACUGUCGACUUGAGUGCUCUAAAAGACUUCGUCGCCGGCUAUCUUCCUGAUUACAUGAUUCCUGCCACUUGGGUGGGUUUGGACACCUUGCCAAUGAAUUGCAACGGCAAGAUUGACAAAAAGGCAUUGCAAGGAAUGGACAUUGCUGUGGAAAUCGACGCUUUGGUAAGUGACCUCGAAGUGCAACUUGCAGCGGUGUGGGCCAGCGUUUUGGGAAUCAGCAUGCAAGUCAUUGGCCGCGACACAUCGUUCUUCGCAUUGGGUGGUGACUCGCUGUCUGCUGUGAAGACCGUCAGCGCUUGCCGCAAACUAGGCUUCAACCUCACGGUCGCCCAGUUGGUGAAAGCAAAGACCGUUUCUCGGACAGCUUCAUUGAUGGCGCGAAAUGUGGCUGCACAAUACCCUUCGGCAGCUCUCCCUCGACAUGUGGUCACGUCGGAUAUCAUCGCUCAGCUGGGCUUUCAUGAUGCAACGGUGUAUCCAGUGACGCCACUUCAAGCAGUCAUGCUCCAAGAAACUGUCGAGAACCGUGAGGCGUAUUUGCUUCAAAUGGUGCUCGCAAUGCCACAAGACAUGGAUGACCAAGCGUUGUUUGACGCUGUCAAGAGAGUUGUGCAGCACAACGAAAUUCUUCGAACGUCGUUUGUUGCCGUCGACUCAACGUUUUAUCAAGUCAUUCGAUCCACUGUCGACGAUCUGUCGUUCAUGUCUGUUGGCCACACAACUCUCGAGGUUUUUCUUCGUGCGGACCGAAGGGUUGGGUGUACACCUGGCGAUCGCAAUUUCGUUCGAUUUGCGAUUGUCCGCGAUGAUGCUUGCCAACGACACGCCGUCCUUUCGAUUCAUCACGCUCUGUAUGAUGGGUGGUCACUCAGCAUGGUCACUUCAGACAUCCUUAACGCGUAUGCCACCAAUUCGGUGGCCAUGCGACCACAAUUUCGAGCAGUGGUCAACUACAUUGAGGCGACAAAGCAAGAGUGCCGUGCGUUUUGGACAUCGUAUUUGCGUGGCGCGCCAUUAUCGCUGCAAACGACGUGGCCAUCCGACCUUGACACGCCAGUAGAACACAGCAAUACCGGCGUUGCCACUUCCCGAAGCUUGCGUUUGUCCGCCACCGAACUUACAGAAACGGCUACCGGCGCUGGCAUCGCGCUGUCGACUCUACUUCAGUUUGCUUGGGCUACGACGUUGCAAAACUAUACCAAACGGGCUUACGUGACGUUUGCCCUCACAUUGGCCAACCGAAGUAUUCCUGUUCAGAACGUCGACCGGAUGAUGGGGCCGUUGAUCAACGACGUACCGUGCCGUGUUGAGUUCACGAAUCCAGACGAUUCGCUUCAGACGUCGCUGGACAAAUUUCAGUCGGAACACAGCGCGUUGCUGUCGCACGCAUUUGCCAGCUUGGACGAGAUCAAGGCGUGGAGUGGAGUGGAAGCAACUUUGUGCGAUUCGUUGUUUAUGUUUCAGAACUUUGCACCCGAGCCAAGCGACAACAAGCUCGAAUUCCACCCGAUCGUGGCCGAUCACGGGACAAGUAAUAUUGGAGGCGCCGUGCACACGUACGCGUUUACUUUGGUGGUCGAACCGACCGCAACUGGCGCACUUGAAGUCCAUGGCACAUUUGACCCGACCAAACUUACUGCAACUCAAACUCACAUCGUCUUACGCGACUUAGACGACACACUGAGUCGUUUCCACGCCGUUCUCCGCACCAACAGACGGCAUUAAGAGUAUAAUUUGUGAGUUCCACGCAUGACGAAAAAUCGAUUGAUGUUGUGGAUGUGCUGACAUGUUAAUGCCGUUCAAUCAAGACAAUGACCAUUACAAUUUAGUCAUUUCAAGGGGACGGAUGAUCUGCUUGCGCGUCUGUAGGACCC